AUGGCAGCCGACGAAGAAAAGGUGGCUCUGGGACCUGCCCCAGGCGCUUCAACACCGCCCGCAACAACGGCACCAUCAACAGAACCGACCAUCUCAACACAGACUAAGGAGACGAACAACGAGAUCACAGACGACAACGAGGAUACAACAGACGAGGACGACGACAACAACGGCGACGAUGGCGACGACACCCGCAAUGUGAGCCCGUACGAAGUUGUCGCGAUCGAGCAGGUCGAUGCCGCCGGCCUCUCAGCGGCCGAAAAGGGCGUCGCCGGCAUCGUCGACAAGGACGAGGCACGGCUCGACGGGAACGAGGUCGUCCACCACCCAAGCGGCAGCCGUAUCUCGGCCACCCUGUCACGCAUAGCCAGCAACGCCAGCUCGGCGGUCCGCAGCAGAAUGAGCAACGCCAACAGGGCCGCCGCGGCCGCUGCACGCCUCGCCGCGUCGCCGAUCCCGCUCAUGGACCUGGACAAGGGCAUCGUCGGAUGGGACGCGCCCGACGACCCCCACUACCCGCUCAACUUUGCGCCGCGCCGCAAGUGGCUCCUCAUUGUCUUUUUGGCGUGCAUGACCCUCAUGACGCCCUUUGCGUCGUCCAUCCUGGCGCCCGGCAUUAAGUACAUGGAUGCCGACUUCAACAACGACGACUUGACGACUGGCUCACUGGCCGUGAGCAUCUAUCUCUUAGGCUAUGCUGUAGGACCACUAUUUCUUGCCGGCAUGUCCGAGCUGUAUGGCCGCCACGUCGUGCUCUCGGCCUCCAACAUCUUCUUUUGUGCCUGGCAGAUUGGCUGCGCGCUGGCACCGUCCUUGCAAAGUUUGAUCGUGUUCCGGGUCCUGGCUGGCAUUGGUGGCAGUGCGUGCAUAAGUUUGGGCGGUGCCGUGAUUGGUGAUCUUUUCCCGAUCGAAGAGAGAGGCUUGGCCUUGUCCAUCUGGACCGUCGGCCCGCUUAUCGGCCCGUCCGUCGGUCCCAUUGCCGGUGCUUGGAUUGCCCAGACCAUCGGCUGGCGCUGGGACUUUUGGAUCGUCCUCAUCCCCGGCGCCAUCAACACCAUCGUCAUUGCCGUCUUCAGCUCCGAAACCAGCCACCACGUCCUCAUCCGCCGCAAAGUCACGCGCCUCGCCAAGGAGCUGGGCCGCAACGACCUGCGCAGCUGCUACGACAACCCGGACAAGCCCCGGCCCACAACCCGCCGCGCCCUGCUCCUGGGCCUCAUCCGCCCGCUCAAGAUGCUCGCCAUGUCGCCCGUGCUGCUCGUCAUCUCGAUCUACACGGCGUUCGCGUACGGCGUCCUCUACCUGCUCUUCAACACCAUCCCCAUGGUCUUCCAGGAGGGCUACCACUGGAGCAUCGGCAUCACCGGGCUCGUGUACAUCCCCAUGGGUCUUGGAUACUGCGCUGGCCUCCUCCUCUUUGCCAACAUCUCCGACAGCACCGUCAUCCGCCUGACCAAGAAGAACGGCGGCGUCUACGAGCCGGAAAUGCGCCUCGUUGACUGCAUCUACUUUGCCUGCUGCCUGCCCAUUACCUUUUUCUGGUACGGCUGGUCCGCCGACAAGCAAGUCCACUGGAUCGUCCCCGUGCUCGGCCUGUUCCCGUACGGGUUUGCUGUUAUUGGCGUCUGGCAGCCGUCCCAGGCCUAUGUUAUCGACGCCUACGGCCACUAUGCCGCGAGCGCCACCGCCGCCUUUACCGUCUUCCGAUCCGUCGUGGCCGCCUUCUUGCCGUUGGCGGGCCCGACCAUGUACGCCACGCUGGGUGUGGGUUGGGGCAACAGCUUGUUGGGCUUUAUUUGCAUUGCGCUCAUCCCCGUGCCGCUGCUGAUCUACCGCUUUGGCGGUACGUUGCGGAAACGCUUCCCUCUGGAUCUGUGA
Messenger RNA from Sporothrix schenckii 1099-18, 1878 nucleotides. Its product is annotated as MFS multidrug transporter. The transcript is spliced from 6 exons. The coding region runs from base 1 to 1878 and encodes 625 amino acids. Gene Ontology annotation, biological process: transmembrane transport. The record is from RefSeq and is a predicted model, not a curated record. NCBI's taxonomy places the organism in Eukaryota, Fungi, Ascomycota, Sordariomycetes, Ophiostomatales, Ophiostomataceae. Gene Ontology annotation, molecular function: transmembrane transporter activity.